AGUGCUGCAGUCUCUCGGGUAACAGGUGGCAACUUCCCCUGUUGGAUAGUAGGUAUAAAGAAGGAUGACCUCAUGGGGUGGAGCUGGGGGGACUCCAGGUAGCAGUCACAGACAGGUAACCCUGCAGUGAGGCUGUAUAGUUAGAAGGGGGCAGUUAGAUGCCAAGGUUCACCCCGAGGCACUUGAGCAGCCAGCCGUUGCCUGCAAACCUCACAACUUGGUCUCACUGCCUCAGAUGGAGCCCAGACAAACCCCUGGGAAGGAAAACAUGGGAAGCAAGAGAAAGAACCUGACCUUCUUGAGACCCAGGCUGUAUAUGCUGGAGAGGAGGAAGACGGACACUGUGGUGGACAGCAGUGUCUCUGGGGACCACUCUGGCACCUUGAGGAGGAGCCAGUCUGACAGGACGGAAUACAACCAGAAACUACAAGAAAAGAUGACUCCACAGACUGAGCGCUCCUCAGCUGAGACCCCAACCCCUGAGGAAGAGCAACAGAUGGGUCGGAUGAUGGCGAAGCGGGCAAAGAUCAUCAGGGAGCUGAUACAGACCGAGAGGGAUUACGUCACGGAUCUGGAGCUGUGUGUCAGAGAAGUGGUCCAGCCGCUGAGAAACAAGCAGGUUGAUAGGCUGGACGUGGACGGCUUGUUCAGCAACAUCGAGUCCGUGCACCAGAUAUCAGCCCAGCUACUGUCCUUGUUGGAAGAGGCCACAACGGACGUGGAACCGGCCGUGCAAGUGAUCGGAGAGGUAUUCUUGCAGAUUAAAGGACCACUGGAGGAUAUUUAUAAAGUCUACUGCUACCAUCACGAUGAAGCCCACAGUGUACUGGAGUCCUAUGAAAAAGAAGAAGAUCUGAGGCAGCAUCUGAGCCAAUGCAUCCAGUCCUUAAAGAAUAUAUACAUGCAAGAAGGCAAACCAAACCUGCUGGACAUGGGCUCCUUGAUGAUCAAACCUAUUCAGCGUGUGAUGAAAUACCCGCUGCUGCUGUGUGAACUGCGGAACUCCACCCCUCCCUCGCAUCCAGACUACAGAGCCCUGGAGGAAGCCUUCACUGCUGUGAAGGACAUUAAUGUUAACAUCAACGAGCUGAAGAGAAGGAAAGACCUGGUUCUCAAGUAUAAGAAGAAUGAUGAGGACGAAUCACUCAAAGACAAACUGUCUAAGCUAAACAUUCAUUCAAUUAGCAAGAAGUCCAAAAGAGUCACAAAUCAUCUCAAGAUCCUGACCAGAGGAGAGUCACAGGUGAAAGACAAUACCUUUAACAGGGAAGAAAAGCUUUUCAGAUCACUAGAGAAGACUCUGAGGCUGUGUGUGAAGAACAUUUCGUCCUGCCUUCAGCACAUAGAGGCCAUGCCCUUCACUCUGCAGAGUGUAGCAGAACUCCGUGAGAUUUCAUACAGGGAUGGAGAGGAGAACUGCGGUGAACCCCAAAGUCAUGCUUCAAAUCCCUGUCAAGACUUUGUAGCUCGCUCACAGAAACUCAUCCUGACCCCCCUGUCAGCCUUGCUGUCCUUAUUCCCAGGGCCUCAGAAGCUCAUCCAAAAACGCUAUGACAAACUACUGGACUACAAUAGCUCCCUGCCGCGGUCAGCAGCGGAUGAAUCAGACUUGGCCAAAAGGGAGUAUGAGGCCCUCAAUGCCCAGCUUGUGGAAGAGCUCCAGGCAUUCAACCAGGCGGCCAGGAAGAUCCUGCUGAACUGCCUGCGUAGUUUCGUCACCCUCCUCCGGGACUUGAUGCUGAUGGCUCUGGAGGCUUAUUCCACAGUCAAGCCGGUGCUGCUGCCGGUCUUGAGCAUCGCUGAGAUCCAAAAUCGAGUGCUGGAAGAGGUUCAAAACUUGAAUUUUGUGAAGGACAACAGUUCUACCUUUAUUGAGAGGAAACUUAGCUUUGAGAAGAAGAAACCCGCUCAGAUUCUGCCAGAAGUGCCACAUCAAACUGACGAUCACCGCUCCAAACUUCUGUCCACAUAUGGAGCAGAAGAAAUCUACCGAGCUAAGCGGAAGUGCAAUGCCACCCAAGAGCACGACAUCAAUCUUCUAGAAGGAGAGUUGGUAGCGGUCCUGGAACAGAAGGAUCCCCUGGGGAGCACAAGCAGGUGGUUUGUUGACACAGGAUUUGUAAAAGGCUACGUGUAUUCGUCCUUCCUAAAGCCCUACAACCCAGCAAAGGAGCAGAAGGCAGAUGCUGAGAACAGAUUCUGUGAUGACGAUUUUGAGAACCUCAGCCUCUUUGUAUCUUGCCGGCCAGCAGGCGACAGUGUCACGGGCACUCCUGAAGGCAGCAUAAGUGACAGCAGCUCAUCUCUUAGUGGCACUUGUGGGAAGUUUGAGACAAACGGUGCUGAUGCUGAUAAUUUUCAAGAGGUCGAUGAACAGAUUUUCUAUGCAGUCCAUGCUUUCCAAGCACGGAGCGACCAUGAGCUCAGUCUGCAGGAGUACCAGAGAGUCCACAUACUUAGAUUUUGUGAUCUAAGUGGGAAUAAAGAGUGGUGGCUAGCUGAAGCACAGGGGCAGCAGGGGUAUGUGCCAGCUAACUACCUUGGGAAGAUGACAUAUGCUUAAGAAAUAAGCAAAAAGUGACAUUCAUUCCCUGGCAAGUCGCUUACUGACUACCUCAUAAAACACACAUGGAAACUUCAAACCAGAAACUGUGUGAACUGACAGCGCAUAUGUUUUAAGGAAAACCUUGCUUCCUAAUAGGGCGAUUUUAAUGAUACAUAAAUACAUAAAGAAUAAUUGUUGACGGAGAUAUUACCAACAAAAAUGGCAGAGUUAACAAUCUAGGCUCCAGCUACAUAUUUAAAGAUAGCAAUGUUUUGAAAAGAUACAGUUUUGUUUAUCAUCACCAAAGAGUUGAUAUAAGAAUAAGGUUUUUCAAUUUAUUGUAAUAUUACUAUACUUUGCCUUAAACAUAUUUUUUUACAUUUCUUAUUUGAAAAUGUUUACAAGCACACAUAAUAUAUUUCUGCAGUUUAUACAUGGUGAGUAUAAUACAGAUUAUACAAAUACAUAUAACUCACAGAAUAAACUAAUUACACAUAAAAAUGAUUAAGAGCUGAUUAGAAAUCUUUAAUACGGGGCUCCAUUUUAACACAUUUUUAAUUGUAAGGGAAACAUAAUAUAUUGAUAAUAUCCAAAACUUACUAAAAGUGUACCACAUGAUAGACAUCUUUAAUAGAUUUAUACAUAAGUUAGUGUAACAUGAAGAAUAAACAUUGCUUGCAAGUGAUCGAGGUGUGUCAAACACGGGCAGCGUGGUUCCAAGUUCCCUGUUCCUAAUGACUACACCAUACACACUCCUUGAGUGCAAAACAGUGAUGUAAGUCAUGGACCUGGAGGAAAUCAUUCUUCUCUCUGACCCACAGUUCAAUAUUUAGCAGCUUUUCAAAAUUAAGAACUUCCAAAGACUUCUGCAUGUGCCAGGGAGAGAAAACUGAAAUGUCCAGAUUUAUUAUUCAUUCUUUUAUUCUUGUGAUUAAGCAUAUUUGAAAGUAGAAUUGUUUAAAAGCUGUCAUACAUGGUUACUGAUGAUGCUUUAAUGAGGAGACAUUUCAGAUCACUCAGUGAUUCCGAGACAGGAGGAGCCAGGAUGUGAAUACGUCAGUGGGCAGUUUUUAUGCAGACUAGGCAGUGAGAAUUGUAUUAGCUCUAACUCCAUGCUCAGGGCACUGUGCUUUAAUUUGGGUACUGCUCAGAGAACUACCUGUUAGAUUAAAAUAGUUAAAGUAGGACAGACACCAGGACGAAAUGAGCACAGGGAGAGUGUUCACAAGAAGAGGAAAAUGAAAAUCGUUGGAUGAAGCAACUCUACAGAGGUUUUAUGAAGACCAAACUGUCUGGCUUGUGUAUACUAGGUUAACAUUUGCUAAAUGACUUCUGUAUAUCAGAAGUUCUGGUAGAUUUGAGGGUAUUAGCACGUUUCAAAUCAAUGCAGUGCCUGGCCAUGGAAAGUUUACACUGUAAUGAGGAUACUUCUACUUAUAGAACUAAAACAUGAUGACCACUGGCAAUAAACAAAGUGUGUUUAGAGGACCACGUAACACUGAGACUUCUAAUUUUGUUUGACUUUAGUGGUUACUCAUUAUUAAGGUAGAUUUUAAUUGCCCAUAAAAAUCCAAAUGACACAUUUUAAAAUUUCUUACUUUGAAAGAUUAGAUCCAUUUGAGGUACAAUAUUAUAUUUAUUACUGAGCAGUAUCUAUAACAAAAUAAGGAGUUCUACUUCUCCUAGUAUAGCUGACUGAAUAUCAUGCCCUCUUCCCUUAAAUAAGGGAAAGUUUAUACUACUACUAAAUUCAUUAAAACAGCUUUAUGGAAUUUUCCUGACAUUGCAUUUGCAUAUUUUCUUUUUAAAGUAAAAUAACAAAAGAUUUUCUAAAAGAUAUUAGAGACUUCAAGAUUUUCUUUUAAUUGCCCUGUGAAUUCAACUUUAAAACAUAUAUUUGUUUGCCUAAGGUUAAAAAAAAAGAAAUUCAAAGUUGCUACAUAAGGAUAUUAUGAGAAUGCCCAGAGAGACAUAAUUUGUACACUGAGGCGUAUUACCUGAACACCUGUAUGUAACACUGAACUUCACACAAAAAUAACAAAAUAUGUAAUAGCACAGAUUUGCUUUUCUGGCCGAAAUAAGUGAUUAGAUGGUGAAGCUUUGUCUACUGAGUCUACAAGUGAUGCUUCCUGUCUGACUACUGAAAAGCUACACCAGGACAAUCGAUACGCCAGUUAGCUCCAGAGAAAGAACUGUUAUGAAGCCAGUGACUGCAACUUUUCUAGCAUGAUGGGCACAUUACUAUAAGUGAGCUCUGAAAAAAAUACAUAAUACCUUCAUUUUCUACUUAUUUUAUGGAAAAUCAAAUAAAUUGUAAUUUUAAAAUUAGACAUUAUUUUACUAGGCCUCAGAAAAGGAAAUUUGCAAGACUGUUUAUAGAAUGGUUUAUAUUUAAGCAGUUUAAAAGAAAUUGUUGGUUGCAUCAGUAUAAUUACAACUAGGCAAGCUAAUCAUUUUGUUAUAUUCCUUUUUAAAUUAAUAUUGUACAGAAUAGGUUCCUCUGAAGUGGGAAAUUAUUUUAACCAAGAUGAAGAGGAAGCUUUUGUAGCUAAAUAAAUUUAUAUACAUCUUAUCUACAUUUUAUUUUGAAAUGCACAUAUGUAAAAUUACUAGUGUAUGUAGUAAUAAAGUGUAGUGAGUAUAAAACAUACAUCUAGUAAUAUAAAAUUAUUAUGGGUGUAGAAUCAUGGAGAAGUCACAAAGUUACUAUUGGGUUAAAAACUCUUGGAUUUUCUCAUUUGCUUCUGAGAGGUUUUUUUUCUACCACAUUAUACUCAUACAGAUGUAUGAAUAAAAGGAGAAAAUUUUAAGACAUAAAGACCCCGUAAGUUGUUUGUAGUAACUAUUGCUUCGAAAUAUACCACUGCACUGCUAACUAGUGACCUCACAUCCGGCAUUCAGACCUCACAAAACUCAGACUGAAUGGACUUGAACAUUUAUACAUGAUCAUGAGGAUGUGAUUACAGGUCACCACCGAGACAGACACUGGACUUGAAGUUCCAAAGGAACAGAUCCUGUGUAAAGGAUGCAACUCCUUAAGAGUCUCAUUUUGUAAUUGCUUCCCUCUCUAUAAACACAUAGACAUUAAAACUCAUCACUAUAUGUGAUCUACAAAGCUAUGUCAGAACAAACUACCUUUCCUCAGGGCUCCUGGAUCUCAAGCUGAGAUGUCUUUAGACAGCUACUGUUAUAGGCAGGAACAUUUGAAUAUUUUGAAAAGUAACUCAACACUUUAGAAAAGACUAGAAUUGAGAUAUUCUCGCAGAAAUCCUGGGACUAUAUUAUUACUAAAUUAGUUUUGUUUAAACCUCCACUAAGGCAUCUGAAUGUAUCCAUCACAUUUCUAAUUUAUUGUGAUUAUUGUGAUUUUUAAAAUUAUUGUACUGAUGAAAAUUCAAAGUGAUGUUUCCUGUGUAAUCUGUGGUCAUAACAAUUUGUAACUAAUAAAACUACUACCACAUCA
Messenger RNA from Mesocricetus auratus (golden hamster), 6008 nucleotides. RefSeq names its product Rho guanine nucleotide exchange factor 38 (gene Arhgef38). Gene Ontology annotation, cellular component: cytoplasm. Gene Ontology annotation, molecular function: protein binding; guanyl-nucleotide exchange factor activity. Lineage: Eukaryota; Metazoa; Chordata; Mammalia; Rodentia; Cricetidae. The transcript has 14 exons. The record is from RefSeq and is a predicted model, not a curated record. The coding region runs from base 236 to 2563 and encodes 775 amino acids.